Molecule: messenger RNA, 534 nt
Organism: Fusarium odoratissimum NRRL 54006
Lineage: Eukaryota; Fungi; Ascomycota; Sordariomycetes; Hypocreales; Nectriaceae
Exons: 1
Coding region: 1-438 (145 amino acids)
Source: RefSeq, a predicted model, not a curated record
AUGUUGUUUCAGAAUAUCCUCAUUGCCGCUUCCAUCGGCCUCGCCGCCGCCUCUCAAUCCUCCGGCCGAGAAUGCGGUCGCAAGAUUGCACCUUGUCCCGAAGACACCACCUGCAAGCCAAUUCUUGCCAACUGCAAAGAUCUCAACAAAUGCUCAGGCAUGUGCGACUUCAAGAAUAAAUAUCAAACCUGUGGAGGCUUUCGCGCCAAGCCUCCUCCGCCUUGCAAGAAGGGGACUCACUGUGUUGAUGACCCUCGAACUCCUGGGGACUGCGGCAUGGCUUGUGAUAAGCCUGGCAUCUGUGCGCCGAAGUACCCGCACACAUGCGGAGGUUUCACGGGAAAGCAGUGUCCUAAGGGUCUGUACUGCUAUGAUGAUCCGUCGGAUAAGUGCGAUCCUAAGAAAGGAGGGGCUGAUUGCUCUGGAAUUUGCCUGUAGGGAACAGCUUUGAGGUUCACGAUUAUGAUGUGGUUUAUGGGAUUCAUAUUUGCCUAUGGUGGGAGGCUUCCUGAUGAAUAUAACGAAUUGCCCAAG